Synchiropus splendidus (mandarinfish) is the source of this 3333-nucleotide messenger RNA. Its product is annotated as SAM and SH3 domain-containing protein 1-like. The coding region runs from base 292 to 3102 and encodes 936 amino acids. Lineage: Eukaryota; Metazoa; Chordata; Actinopteri; Syngnathiformes; Callionymidae. The record is from RefSeq and is a predicted model, not a curated record. Gene Ontology annotation, molecular function: protein binding. The transcript has 19 exons.
AGGAGGCGGCGAAGUUGAGCUCGGAAUCUGCGCGGCGUUUAUUGGACCCAAACCGCGGGUUUCCAAACACGACUUCCUCGCUUGACUCGCGGGGCCCUGAGAAAAGGCGCCACCGGACAAUGGCUCGUCCCUAAGGGCGAGAGUUGCUCGGAAGCUGCGAUGCUGGAGACAAAGAGGAGCGACGCGGAGUGAAAGAGGCUUCCUGCCGCCAAACUUCAGCCGCUGGAAGAUGCGGAGCUGACGAGCAGCCGUGAAGAUGAGCAUGUGAGCGGCGCCCUCCUGCUUCUGAAGAUGAGCCAGGGGCCCAACCUCGUGCUGGAGUGGCUGUCCCACCUCCACCUGUCUCAGUACGUGGAGUCCUUCCUGGACAACGGCUACGACGACCUGGAGGUGUGCAAGCAGAUCGGGGAACCGGACCUGGAUGCCAUCGGUGUUCGGAUCCAGUACCACAGACACCGACUGCUGGCUGCUGUCCAGCAGCUGAAGCAGGAGGAGGCACGGAGAGCAUCAGGCUACUACUUCACUCUGGAGCCUCUGGAUGGUUCCCAGCAGCAGACCUUACCUUUGAACGGAGACACUGAGAGCAACACUCACCGGCGGAGGAGGAGGAGGGUCCCUGAUCAACACCUGAGCUCCUGUCCUGGGAACCACAACCUGGCGUUCUCUGAUUGUAAUGACUUUGUGACGUACCCCCGCCUCAGGCUGAAGCUGCUGAUCAAGGAUAAACUGGCUAAAGAUGGAAUCAACCUGGGGGACACGCCAUACACUCACAAGGAUGGCUCGGUGGGGAACCUUGACGAACUGGCGCAGGAAUACUCCAGAUACUACGGCACCUCUGUCAGCGACGUGUGUGAGAGGAUGGAGGAGCUGCGGAAACGGAGAGUGGUGCAGGACGCUGAGCGGGGAAAGCUUGAGUCACAGGCCACAUCAGUGCAGCUCCGCUCCCAGCUCCAGGAAUCUCUGGGGCUCAGCAGCAGCAGCACUUCCACUCCGGAAACAGAGCGAAGGUUCCUGGUGCACAAGUCCAGCUCUGACGAUGGGUCAGGAGGGAAACUGGAUGGAAAGAGAAAGAGCAAGUCUUUUUGGCACGGUUUCCGAAAGUCUCAGAGAGGAGUGGUGCGUCAGCUCUCUAAAGGUGAUGACGUCGGCUUCGUGGCCAGUGAAAUCACCAUGAGCGAUGAAGAGCGGAUCCAGCUGAUGAUGAUGGUGAAGGACAACAUGAUCUCCAUCGAGGAGGCGUUGGCUCGGCUGAAGGAGUUUGAAGUACAGAGCAGACAAACGUGCAGGUUCCAGCCCAUGGAGUGCACCGAGUCGUCUGCCGUCGAGCCUCUGCAGCGCAACCUGGAGGAGCUGUCCGACGUGGAGCAGGAGGAAGCUUUGACCUUCAGGAGGCUCCACAGACUGGUCAACUCAACACGGAAGGUGAAGAAGAAGCUGAUCCGAAUUGAGGAGUCAAAGAGACCCGUUUCUGAAGAGAGUCUGAGCUUGGACAGUUCGCCCUGCCGCAGCAGCCUCCACCCCUCGCAGAAGAGGCCCACGGUGUUCUCACUCGAGUCCUUGACCGCAGCCCUGCAGGAGCAGCUGACCUUUGAUGGAGACUCAGACAGCUUCAGCACCUCACCGUCCUCCAGCAGCCUGGACACCUGCAGCAGCCAGAAGACCUUCAACACUCUGAGCAGCCCAGUCCACCCCCAGAGUCCAACCAGGCUUAGUGGAGAGGCGGCUGAAGGUCAACAGGUCCCUUUCUCUGCUGAUAAAGAUGCUCCCCAGAAGGAGGAGAGGAAACUGGCUCGUUCAGUGACGGAGGGAGAACUGCGCCAUCGCAUUCUGGGCUCCCUGAGUCAGCACGGGAGAGCCAGCAGUUUCGGAGGGUUUGACCUAAUGAGCCGCUCACAGGAAGACGGUGACCGACAGAGCAAGGCAGCUGAAGUCGUGACAGACGCGGUGAAGUCUCCGCCCACCUCUCGUGUGUCUCUGGGGAAGAAAGUCAAGUCUGUCCGAGACACAAUGAGAAAACACAUAUCGAAGCGGUACCACUGCUCUCUGUCUGAACAGUCGAGCCCCGAGCCUGCGCCCCACACCAAUACCGACUCUCUGGAGAAGCCCGCGCUGAAGCUCGGCGGGUCCGUGGAGAGUCUGAGGAGCUCCCUGAGCGGACAGAGUUCCAUGAGCGGUCAGACGGUGGGCACCACUGACUCCUCCAACAGCAACAGAGAGAGUGUCAAGUCCGAAGAUGGAGAGGAAGAUGAGCUGCCGUACCGUGGGCCGUUCUGUGGCCGCGCCCGGGUUCACACAGACUUCACCCCGAGUCCGUACGACUCCGACUCCCUCAAGCUAAAGAGUGGAGACGUCAUCGACAUCAUCAGCAAGCCUCCCAUGGGCACGUGGAUGGGCUUGCUCAACGGUAAAGUCGGCACCUUCAAGUUCAUCUACGUGGAUGUCCUGAACCAAGUGCCGGUCAAACCUAAAAAGACCCGCCGGAGGAAGAGAGUGCGGCAGCCCAAACCCACCUCAGUGGAGGAGCUUCUGGACCGCAUCCACCUGAAGGAGCACCUUCCCACUUUCCUGUUCAACGGCUACGAGGACCUGGACACCUUCAAGCUGUUGGAGGAGGAGGACCUGGAUGAGCUGAACAUCAGAGACCCUCAGCACCGAGCGGUUCUCCUCACCGCUGUGGAGCUGCUGCAGGAGUAUGACGGCAGCAGCGACCCAGAGAAGAGCGCCCCCUCUGGCAGCUCACUGGAGAAGCAGCUGAUCCACAGACGAGGCCUGACGGGAGACUCGCCACGAGACUCCGGCUGCUACGAGAGCAACGAGAACCUGGAGAACGGUCGGGACAGGAAGACGUCCUCCAUGAGCCGGUCUUCGUCUGGUUUCGAGUCCAGUUGCCUCGCCACCCCAGACCUCCCUGACCCCCCUCCAGACCUGGGCUGCAAGCCUGACACCCCUCCCUCCCUCUUCCCACCUCACCACCAGACCUUCUCUCCCUCGAUGGUGAGGAGCAACAGCUGCUCUGAGGUGAGCUCCAGUCCAGUCCCUGUGCUGAGGAGAGGCGUAUCACUGAUGGAGCUUCAGAUGGACCCCAACCAAACACUCGCCUAAAUAAGGAACCCUAAACUCUGACUCACUUCUUCAUCAAGUGCCUCCUCUAACUGAGACCAAAUGGUCGUAAUGAUUCAGCUUCUGUUGAUGGAACUCCUUCAGGUGCCCGUUGUUGUGCCUGAACUGAGUCGUGUAUUAAAACUAGAUUACACUCGUCACUCUAAGAGACCAGAUUAAGGAGCAUAUUUGCUGGUACUUUUGCCUGGUAAACCUUCAGAUUAUGUUCACUGU